AUGGGCCACCCCAACGUUCGCUGGCUGGGGUGUUGUAACCUCACAGAGAAGAGCUGUGCAGCUUUAUCUUCAGUUCUCAGCUCAAACUCUUCCAGUCUGAGACAGCUGGACCUGAGUUCCAAUUAUCUGCUGGGAGAUUCAGGAGUGGAGCUGCUUUCUACUGGUCUGGAGCAUCCAAACUGUAGACUGGAGAAACUGGACCUGGGGGGUUGUAAACUCACAGAGAAGAGCUGUGCAGCUCUAUCUUCAGCUCUCAGCUCAAACUCUUCCAGUCUGAGACAGCUGCACCUGAGAAACAAUAAUCUGGGAGAUUCAGGAGUGGAGCUGCUUUCUACUGAUCUGGAGCAUCCAAACUGCAGACUGGAGAAACUCGACCUGAGUUGGUGUGACCUCACAGAGAAGAGCUGUGCAGCUUUAUCUUCAGCUCUCAGCUCAAACUCUUCCAGUCUGAGACAGCUGCACCUGGGAGGCAAUAAUCUGCUGGGAGAUUCAGGAGUGAAGCUGCUUUCUACUGGUCUGAAGCAUCCAAACUGCAGACUGGAGACACUAGAGCUGAGUUGUUGUGACCUCACAGAGAAGAGCUGUGCAGCUUUAUCUUCAGCUCUCAGCUCAAACUCUUCCAGUCUGAGACAGCUGAACCUGGGUGGCAAUAAUCUGCUGGGAGAUUCAGGAGUGGAGCUGCUUUCUACUGGUCUGGAGCAUCCAAACUGUAGACUGGAGAAACUGGAUCUGAGCUACUGUAACCUUACUCUGAGGAGCUGCUCAUCUUUAGCUUCAGCUCUCAGAUCAAACCCCUCCAGUCUGAGAGAGCUGCACCUGGGAGGAAACAACCUGCAGCAGUCUGAUGUGGAGCUGCUUUCUGCUCUACAGAAAGAUCCUGAAUAUAAGCUGACUAAACUAGAGUAUUAACUGGGCAGCCAUCGAUCAUCCAUCAGUAUGACUGGAGCAGAGCUGCUGCAGAUGUUGCAGUUUCCAGACACUCAGUACCAGAUGAUCAUCCAGCUGCCCCACGGAUCAGCACUGUGUGUCUACCUGUCCACUGCUACACUAUAAAGGGUUAUUUAGUUUUCUAGUGAUAUAUAACCAUCAUCUCUAAACUGAUUAAACCGAUAUUUGUAAACUGAUUAAUUAUUUUCUUAACUGCAUUAAUGUCAAUAAUCCUUUUUUUAUAUCAAGCACUAAUCUUAAAGAUUCUUUAUUUAAUCCUUACUAGAUAAAAUAUCAGUCUUUUAUAUAAUACUUCUACAGACUAUGUGGGUAUCAACAUGUAAAUAUUUUCCUUUG
This is a messenger RNA of Clupea harengus (Atlantic herring), 1284 nucleotides long. Its product is annotated as ribonuclease inhibitor-like. Bases 1 to 909 code for a protein of 302 amino acids. NCBI's taxonomy places the organism in Eukaryota, Metazoa, Chordata, Actinopteri, Clupeiformes, Clupeidae. Gene Ontology annotation, molecular function: protein binding. The transcript has 7 exons. The record is from RefSeq and is a predicted model, not a curated record.